Messenger RNA from Diospyros lotus (date-plum), 2937 nucleotides. Its product is annotated as sucrose synthase 2. The coding region runs from base 252 to 2687 and encodes 811 amino acids. The record is from RefSeq and is a predicted model, not a curated record. The transcript has 15 exons. Gene Ontology annotation, biological process: sucrose metabolic process. NCBI's taxonomy places the organism in Eukaryota, Viridiplantae, Streptophyta, Magnoliopsida, Ericales, Ebenaceae. Gene Ontology annotation, molecular function: sucrose synthase activity.
CCAGUUACUGCUCUUGCUGAUUUUUGGCCUCUUUUUUGUCCUCUCUCUCUCUCUCUCUCUCUCUCUCUCAAUCUGCCCUGAAACCGCCAUCUCCACCUUCCUUUGCUCUCUAUAAAAUUGCACAUGCCCCUCUCUCCCACUCGUCUCUCAAUCGCACCAUUCUAGUUUCCAAGAUUAUCUCCUCCUCUUCAGGUUACCAGUCACUUCUCUUCUGGAAUUAAGUAAAAGCCCAGAAAUCGAGCUCGAAAUCCAUGGCCACCCCUAAAUUAUCCCGAAUUCCCAGCAUGCGGGAGCGGGUCGAGGACACCCUCUCCGCUCAUCGCAACGAACUCAUCUCUCUCCUCUCCAGGUAUGUGGGUCAGGGGAAGGGGAUUUUGCAACCGCAUAGUUUGUUCGAUGAACUCGACAACAUAAUCGGCGAAGACUCAGCGAGGGAAAAGCUCAGGGAUGGGCCCUUCAGUGAAGUCCUUAAGUCUGCCCAGGAAGCCAUAAUUCUGCCCCCAUUUGUGGCCAUAGCAGUACGUCCAAGGCCUGGUGUUUGGGAAUUCGUACGUGUCAAUGUGCAUCAACUAAGUGUAGAGCAGCUGAGUGUUUCUGAAUAUCUUGGCUUCAAAGAAGAUCUUGUAGACGGGAACGCCAAUGAUAAGUUUGUGCUGGAGCUUGAUUUUGAACCCUUCUAUGCAACGUUUCCCCGCCCAACUCGGUCUUCGUCCAUUGGCAAUGGUGUUCAAUUCCUCAAUCGACACCUCUCCUCGAUCAUGUUUCGCAAUAGAGAUUCUUUGGAACCGUUGCUUAAUUUCCUCCGGGCACACAAACAUAAAGGGCAUGGCUUCAUGUUGAACGAUCGAAUUUAUACCAUACCUAGACUUCAAUCAGCAUUGUCAAAAGCAGAGGAUUAUCUCUCUAAGCUACCACCUGAUACACCCUAUUCUGAGUUUGAAUAUGACUUGCAAGGAAUGGGCUUUGAAAAAGGUUGGGGUGAUACUGCAGAACGAGUUUUGGAGAUGAUGCAUCUGCUCUCGGACAUCCUCCAAGCUCCCGAUCCUUCUGCCUUGGAGACAUUUCUUGGUAGAAUACCAAUGGUGUUUAACGUUGUUAUUUUGUCCAUACAUGGGUACUUUGGACAAGCAAAUGUCUUAGGAUUGCCCGACACUGGUGGCCAGGUUGUGUACAUACUGGAUCAAGUACGUGCCUUGGAGCAUGAAAUGCUUUUGAAAAUAAAGCAGCAAGGACUGGACAUCACCCCUAGAAUUCUUAUUGUGACACGAUUAAUACCUGAUGCGAAAGGUACUUCGUGCAAUCAGAGGCUCGAAAGAGUCAGUGGAACAGAAUACUCUCAUAUUCUAAGAGUCCCUUUCAGAACAGAGAAAGGCGUUCUCCGUAAAUGGAUCUCAAGAUUUGAUAUAUGGCCUUACCUGGAGACCUUUGCAGAGGAUGCCGGUAGUGAAAUGGUUGCAGAGUUACAAGGUGUUCCUGAUCUGAUUAUUGGCAACUACAGUGAUGGGAAUCUUGUUGCAUCUUUGUUAUCGCAUAAAAUGGGAGUAACGCAGUGCACCAUUGCUCACGCCUUGGAGAAAACAAAAUAUCCAGAUUCUGAUAUAUAUUGGAAAAAGUUCGAGGAUAAAUACCACUUCUCUUGUCAAUUUACUGCUGACUUAAUUUCCAUGAACAACUCAGAUUUUAUCAUCACUAGUACGUACCAAGAGAUUGCAGGAACGAAGAAUACUGUUGGACAGUACGAAAGCCAUACAGCUUUCACCCUUCCAAGCCUCUAUCGAGUUGUUCAUGGGAUUGAUGUUUUUGAUCCUAAGUUCAAUAUUGUCUCUCCUGGAGCAGAUAUGACCAUUUACUUUCCAUAUUCAGAAGAGGAUAAAAGACUCACUGCUCUACAUGGUUCAAUUGAAAAGUUGUUGUACGAUCCUGCUCAGAACGAUGAGCACAUUGGAAAACUGAGCGAUCCAUCAAAGCCCGUAAUUUUCUCCAUGGCAAGGCUUGACCGGGUGAAAAACAUUACAGGACUGGUAGAGUGCUACGCUAAAAAUAGCAAGCUAAGGGAACUAGCAAACCUUGUUGUGGUAGCAGGUUAUAAUGAUGUGAAGAAAUCCAGUGACAGAGAAGAAAUUGCAGAAAUUGAGAAGAUGCAUGCCCUCAUUAAGCAAUACAACUUGGAUGGCCAGCUAAGAUGGAUAUCAGCCCAAACCAAUCGAGCACGUAAUGGGGAGCUCUAUCGCUACAUAGCUGACAAUAGAGGGGCUUUUGUGCAGCCUGCAUUCUAUGAAGCAUUUGGGCUUACAGUCGUGGAGUCCAUGACCUGUGGGCUUCCAACAUUUGCCACUUGCCAUGGUGGUCCUGCUGAGAUUAUUGAAGAUGGCGUCUCAGGGUACCAUAUCGAUCCAUAUCACCCCGAUAAGCUUUCUGCACUUCUAGCCGAUUUUUUCCAACGCUGCAAGGAGGAACCCGGCCACUGGGAGAAAAUCUCCAAAGGUGGCCUUCAAAGGAUCUAUGAAAGGUAUACCUGGAAAAUCUACUCAGAAAGGCUGAUGACAUUGGCUGGGGUUUAUGGUUUCUGGAAGUUCGUUUCGAAACUUGAGAGGCGUGAAACCCGGCGAUACCUUGAGAUGUUUUACAUUCUGAAAUACCGUGAUCUGGUGAAGUCUGUUCCCCUGGCUGUUGACGAGGAGCAUUAGUAUGAACCCUAAAGUUGCUUUGAGGAUCAGAAUAACCCGUAAACUGGUGACUUUCCCCUGUUCAAUUUGAAUAACCGGGUUAACGUUUGGUUUGUGAAAUUGGUUAAUACAGCAGUGAUGUAACGUUGUAUAUGAUAAGAAAUCAAAAGGGUUCUUCUGGAACCUUCCUGUAAUCUUGAUAAAUGUCAAGAACCACCCUUCUUACUGGAUGUUCUUGAUAUAGUAAUAAAGCUUCUAUUCUGGCUGGCAA